Molecule: messenger RNA, 143 nt
Organism: Dentiscutata erythropus
Lineage: Eukaryota; Fungi; Glomeromycota; Glomeromycetes; Diversisporales; Gigasporaceae
Source: the annotation of a GenBank genome assembly
AUGAAACUUGGUCUUUUUUUAUUUCAUAACCUUCCACAAGUUCCGCUAUUUAUUUCACAAGUUCCGCUACUGCCAUUGAGUGUAUCUUUAAGGGUUUUCAUGAGUUAUAUCGUAAAAACAUUCUCUGUUGAAUCAAGACAAAC